Molecule: messenger RNA, 11137 nt
Organism: Pomacea canaliculata
Lineage: Eukaryota; Metazoa; Mollusca; Gastropoda; Architaenioglossa; Ampullariidae
Molecular function (GO): protein binding
Source: RefSeq, a predicted model, not a curated record
UUUCAAGCAAUGACUUCAUCGCUGAUUAAGCGAGUGUUGUCCCUUUGUUAACAACAGUAGGAUUAUGGGAUGCGUUUACGAAUGGCGGCCGUUUAUGACGUGCUUUAACAUGACAAUAUCGAAGGCAACCCAUUUAUACAAAAAUAAUGCAGUCUAUGACUCUGCAUCACAUACAAAAAAUGGACUGCAUGCAAUGUUAUAUUUGAAUUGUAUAACGUUGUGUUUACAACAGGCUUUGUUUUAUGGCUAUCACCAAGAUUCAUGAAUUUGAACAGGUGCCUGUGAUAAUGAUUCAACCACGUCUGAAUACAUCUUUCAGUUUGUAUAUGCAUUUUAAUUCCAUUUAAAUACCUGGAAUUAUUUACAGUUUUUGAUCCACCAGGAAUGCAACUUGUUAGUAUUAAACGCCAAUGGUUUGAUGCAUUGGCAUAGUAUUAAACGCCAAUUGUUUGAUGCUGUUGUCGCCUUGUAACUGGACGCUGGGGGCAAUAGAGCAAAGUGAAAAAUGCGUGUAGAUUUGGAAGUUAUUGCGUCAACUACCAUCAAAAGACAAAGACCAUGGCCACGCAUAUGCUGGGUGGGAGUGGAGAAGCAAAGUUUGCUGCUUGUGGACAAGAAGAGAGUCAGUGUACUGUACAUUCCAUCUGGAAAAACUAAACAUAAAAUUCCUCAGCUGUCAAAUGUUAUUGUUAAUAGUGUCUGUACUACCACCACACCCAGUGGUGGACAUCUAGUUGGUCUGCAAAAAGGUGGAGAAGUGUUUGUCUGGAACAAGGACAGAGAAGACAUUAAAACCAUCUGUGGUUUCUCUUCUUGUCUAAAUGUAUCUGCUCUGACACCAGGCUGCUGUCAGAUUUUUUCUAGCAAUGACAUCAGCAAAGUGGUUGUGGCAGUGAACAAAAAUCGGUUCUUCCUAUGGCAGCACAGUCCAGCCAGUGCAUAUCUGGAAGGAAAAGACCACAUCUUGGCUGGGCAGUGGUCCCAAGUGAUGGUUCCUGAAAGCAUGGAGAUGCCUAAAAUGAGCAAUCAUGAAGCUUGCCUGAGUGGAAUAUUUACUAGCACUUCUGUUAUGGGAGAUUGUUUUGAGCUUUCAGUUGUCUUCAACAUAAAUGGUAGUUUGACCAUCUGUUCACUUGUGAUACACUUCAUGCCCACGGAGUUACCUGAAGACAGCUGCCCUUCUGUUAGCAUUCAGUGGAAAUGCCUGCAGCAUUCACUUCACAACAUUUCUCAAGGAUGUGAAGCUAUUAACGUCAGUGGUGUAUAUGUGGCACAAUACAGCCAUGAUGGCAACAUGCUAGCAGUAGCAGUUAACCAGAAGUCCCCAGCAGACACAAGUAUUCUUUACAUAUCAACAUUUACUGACACUCUGCUGUCAUCUGAGAUGAAAGGCUGUGGUGUAAACAGCCCACACACAAAGAGAGGAAAGCAAUACUGGGUAUGUGACAUAGCAUGGACCUAUGACAACCUCUUCAUUGCCUGUAUGCUGGCCAAUGGAUCUGCUGCCCUGCUGUCACGCCUAGGUGAACCAUUAAUCAUAGCAACUCAUGGCUGCUCAGUGGAAAUGGGACCUUCCUAUUUCCUGCCUCUUCAUCCAUUCAUUAAUGUCGUGAGUGAUGGUAGCCGCAGUAGGCUGAAAGAGGAAGAGUUUGAGCCUUCAUCAGCAGAAGAUGCCAAAGAAGUGAUGACGCAAUGCUUCUCUGUGUCAGCCCACCCAUCACUGCCUGUCAUUGUGUUUUCUGAUGGGUUUGUGGUGACCUUUGUCCAACUCCCUGGGGACAUAAGCACCUUUGUUCUUAUGAGGAAUCUUGUGCUGGAAUCUUCUAGGCACCUUCAGACUGUAGCAGAGGCUCAUAACCUCUCUUUGACCAUUGUCAAUGCCUAUAAUCUGCCAGCCAUGGAACUGCGAGGGAAAGCAUCACCACGCAGACCAAAUUCCAAGUCAGAGAAUAAGUUUCACUUUUCAUUUGAAGAGCCAGAUGGAACUUUGAAUGCAACCGUUGAUAGUGAGGCCAGCUCUGUGUUUGGUAAUAAUGCUGUGUUUGGGUCACAUUUAAAAGCUGGUGCUAUUCAGAACUUUAACUCAGGAAGGAUUAUAUUUGGGGACCCAGAUCUUAUGCGUAGUAUUGUUGACAGUCCUGGGAUCACUGGGACAGAUGAUGAUGUCUUGAAAGCUGUUGUCUCAGCCAAGUGUGCCCUGCUAACAAUGUGGAAACUGGCGGUUUCUUCAGCAGAGGUGUGGACAGCCAACAUGGAUGAAGUUGUAAAAAAAGGAAUGGAAAAUUUUGUACGAUUAUUUUCUACAAUUUUAGAUAAACAACAAGUGUCUGAUGCACUGAACAAGCAUAAAAAGGACAAUUCGUCCACUGGUAUCCAGAAUCCCAGCUUGUUUCAGGUAAUCAGUUUAUACAGGCAUUUGCUGGAGAUCGCUCAUUUUGAUGCCCUUCAGCAGCACCUGCUGCACAUUAUUCUGCAGUUGGCACAUCGCACUACCAGCACAUUGCUGGAAAGUCAGACUCUACGUCAGUCAGACCCACGUCUCAAAACAUUGUCAGGGUGCUUCACUCUCUUAAAAUUUACUGAAAAAAUUCUCAGCUCCUUGUAUGUGUACCUUCCAAAAUCAACACCAGCAAACAGGGACAGCCACAAAGGUGCUGCUGGAAGUCUGCUCAGUCAAGAACCUGUUAAUGAAAAUGAAAUAAACCAGGAAACUGACAAGGAUGAACCAAAGGAACAGAAAAGAAGUGGGCUUGCCUUUGACACGAGGCAGCUUGUAACCAAAAGACUAGCUGGAAGCUGGAAGAUGCUGUAUAAGGCUGUUGUGAGUCACCAGCAGGAAGCAGAUGAUGAACACGAGUACCAGCAGACAAGAACUCUGCUCUUUGCCAUCCAACAGUGCCUGCAUGCUGUCAAUGCAAGCAUCCCACAAGCUUCAGCAUUAUCCAUCAGCAAAGGUGACAGGCUGAGCCUGGAUGGGAAGCACACUCUUGCUGUGAAUGCUUGGAAAGAGCAGCUGAGGAAUUUUCAAAAAUCUGGAAAUGAGAAAAAUGCAGCCAAGCUUCUGCACUCACUGCUGUACACACACCUGCACAAGUUGGACUUACUGUCAGCAGUGGAGAUGAUAGACAAUCUGGUUGUGCAGGAAAAUGUCCAAACAGCACUCCAGUCUAACUCUCACAGAAAUGCUCCUGUCCAUCCAUCUUUCUUGACAUUUGUCACUAAUGCUCUCAAGUCACAGGCUUUCCAUGAGCCAGAUAUGGUUCCCUGCAUCCAUGACCGAGCUAUCCGACAGGUGGUUCAGACUUUGGGUCGCUUUAUGGCUGCGUACUUCAGUAACCAGCCUGUGUACAUUUUCCCUCCUCAUAAUCCACAGCCACUGCCUUCCAUCCACUACCAGGUUAAUAGCCUCAAUAAUCACAUUUUGCCAAAAUAUCACAAAGACAUUAGUGCCAUGAUCAGACAGCAAAAAAUAUCUGGCAUUUGGACAGUGGAACGCUCCAUGGAGUACCUUCUCUUGUCUGGACUAAUCUGUGAGGCUGUUUGGUUUGCUGAUCAGAUGGGCAACUGGAAAACCGCCUUUCAGCUUGCAUCAGCCUGGUCUCUGCACCAUUCUAUAGCUCCUCAAGUGUAUAUCAAGCCUAUAAAACCCUUGAUGCUACCAGAGUCUCUUACACCUCAAGAAAUUCUUCACUCCAAGCUUGUUACAUUGAUUGGCAAUUCAAGGGAUUCAACAGAUGUGCUUAUUAGUGACAAGACAGAUGUGGUGCAGCUUACAGCAACACUAGAAGAUGUGAUGAUAGCUGGAGUGAUGGCUCAGGCAGAGGUGGCUCCUCGCCUCUUGGCAGCCCUUGUCUCUCAUCUCAAGACUGUGGUACAGCAGUUCGCUCCUCUUGUGCCAGCAGAAUUUUAUCUACCUUCACCACCUCUGUACUGCCCACAACCUGCAUCUUCUCCUGAAGUGGCCAAACUGGCCAGCAUCCAGAAGGAGAUGUCCUUACGGCAACAAAUAUCGUCCCUGGUGCAACUGACACUGGCUGUCAUGAAUGCCGCACACGUUUCUAUUCCAGCUCUGCACUGGUAUAUCCAUCAACUAGCUGUAGUCCAACCAAAGGCUCAGCAGUUCAGAUCUAACACUGAGGGACCAUGUCGUAAUUUCCCAGACACCCUUCUGAAGCAUCUGGCUGGAGAGUCAGACUUUGAGAAAGUGAAGCCAAACCGCUCUAUCUACAUGGUCUUAUGCAGUUUUCGAGAUCUGUGCUCUUUGCUUUGGAUGCUGCAUGCCAGGGAUACCCUAUCCCAAAACCUGCGCAAGCGAGAGAAGUUUCAAAGUCAGCUAGGAUACCAAAAUCUUAAAAAGAGUGAGUGGGAGAGAGAGAAGCAGACAGAGUGGCUGAGUUUGUGCUGGCAUUGUCUUCAAUGGGCAGCUCACAUGUUGCCAUAUACACGCUUUCUGCCUGACGAGUCCAGCAUUAACAAAGUCCUGUUGUCUAUGCUUCUGGAAUUGGUUCCUUCCAUGGAAGUGGCUGACCUUAUGGCAGAGUUCUUUCAUGACAUGACUGAUGUCCAUCCUGACGUGCAGGAACGCCUAGACAAGAUCUUGUUUGAUUGGCAGAGCAUCAUCUUGAAGCCAGAAGAUGAUGGACGGUCAGUGAGGAACUCCCGAGACAGUAAUUUUGAGGGGAAAAAAUCUGUAACAUUCCAUGAUGCUAGCCCUAGAGGAGAGUCACUUUCUAUUUACUUUCACAAGCAGCAGCAGGUGGGAAAAGUCUUGAGCAAGAAGCAGAAAUGCUUUGGGGCAUAUGAAGAGUAUGUGUUUGCCAAAGGUAUGGAGCAGCCAAAGAAGCUGCACAUUGGAUCCAGGCCAGCUGAAACUAAGCUAUCCUACUUUGACUUCUUGGAUACUUUCUGUGCUAUCAGCUUCAGUAAGGUGCUGGAAAAGCAGGAGAGUAAAGACAGGAUCUCGUGUCUUCCUCUUCUAAACUGCCUGUGUGGUGAUCUUGUCAACCAAGAGAUGAACUUCUUUGUUGAGAGCGUGGCUGCACAAGCCUAUAAGAAGCAGAGUCACAGAUCUACAUCAAAGUCAAAACAACAUGUUUACCAAAAUGAAACUGCAGCUGAAAGUCAUCAUGUGCAAGCGUUAGGCCCCACAGGUUUUUUCAGGGAAGGUAAAGUCUUUGACUGCCCACCUGAAAGAGUCCAUGCGUUGGUCAUAGGAGACAGAAAGCAGCAAGAGAUAGCACCCACCUACUUAACACCCCGAAGGUCAAGGCAAUCUUAUCCAUCACCAAGGCAAGAGCAGCUACUAGGUGCAGCCAAUCAGCAGUGGAGUCUGACAGUCAAUUUUGGAAAGCGCUACACUCGCCUUCAGCAGCUUCUAGAAUGGCUGGAGGUGUGGAGCAACAAGCAACACAACUUUGGUUUGGGACCUUUUGAGGCCAAACUGGAGAUGAAGCCAUCCAUGAAGCUACAGAUACCUGCCCAGCUGAUUUUGUUGCCACUGUGGCUACUCGAGCACAAAUACACAGAUACCAUACCUAAAGGUCCAGGCAGCCUGCAGCAUAAUGAGCGCCACCAUGGAGACCACAGUAGACUUAUGAGUCAGUCAGUCUCUCCUGGUCUCCAGCCUGGGAAGAAGCUUGUCAUUCCAGCUGAGUCCAGAGUGAGGUCAAAGAUAGAGUCCAGCCCACCACCAGGAUCUAAAGGAGUAAAGCAGACAGAGCAAAGAGAGCUUCACCUGUCAUUGCCUCUGUCCACUUUCAGAGAGAAGGAGAUCCGCACGGCUUAUGAGCAAGUCCUGGAUGGCCCAGAUGAUAGCAGUUCCCUUCUUGUGAGUUCUUUAGCAUCUGAUGAACUGCCAGAUGACCUGCAGAAGGCUCAGCAAGGGCAAGAUAAUGAUGAACUUAACCAUACCGUUUUCCUGGAGAGGAUUCAGUCUCCACCAGAUCGGCCACGUAAUCCAACGCCUCGAUCUUUAGCCAGCACCCCAGCUCUUCUGAGCCAUAGUCAUGCCUCCACAAGUCCUAUACACAGGUCUGCAAGUACAUCACCUGUGCAGAUCCAGCACAGCACACCACUACACAAACCUCAUGGUCCUACUGGUGAGCCUGAGGACAGCACAAGCAUGCCUGCUCCACCUGGAGAGGGAGGUUUGGCUCAGCUUCUGCAGCAGGUGAUUCGUAAGGAGAUGAGAAGAAUGGUGCAGAUUCAGCAACACAGCUUGGCAGCUAUGAUGGGUGCUAUAGAUGGAGACACCGAGGCUAGCGUUCCCCAGCAGGUUACUGUGAACCAGACUCAUCUGCCUCCAAAGAGUAAUCCUCCACAUUCCUCACAAGGCACAAAUGUGAGACAGGCUCUGACAGAGUUACAUAACCUUCAGGAGCAGACCUCUCCAGCAGCCAGGGACUAUUCCAGAAAUAUUGAGGAGGAGAUAAUACCAACUGCAGCUGGAGGCUCCCUUCAUAUGUCAGCUCUGACCAGAACCAGAUAUCAAACUGAGGAUCGUGAGAACAUUUUUCCCAGAGCAGAUGGUGUCCAGACUUUUCUGCGCCUCCCUGCUGAACGUGAACAAGAUGGGUUUCAGCUUCCUCCAAUUCCAUUGCCACCACAUACUUAUGGAUCACAGAAGCAAGGCCCCCAAGCAGAUGCUGGUCCUUUUCCCUUGUUGCGACUGUUAACAGGUCCUCCACAGCAUUCCCUCAUUACUCCACCUCCUCCUCCUCCAGUCAUGCCAUUCAUGGCGCCACCACCUCCCCCUGCUCCAGUCAUGCCAUUCAUGGCGCCACCACCUCCCCCUGCUCCAGUCAUGCCAUUCAUGGUGCCACCACCUUCCUAUGAGCAAGCGUCACAGCUACAACCCCUGCACUUUAACCUUGUGCAGCCAGGAGCAGACAGAUCAAAAGCAAAACUGGAGAGAGAAAGGGAUGGGCUCAUUGGCCUCCCCUUGUUACACUUCCCAGUCACCGGAGUGUCACAGACCACCCAGGGAUCCCUUUUUGGAAGACUGGUGCCUCCUGAGUAUCUGACAGCUCAGAGGGAAGAACAGGAAAAACAGGAAGCAGCCAAGAAGCGGCUCUUGGAUGACUUUCACCAGCAGGUCGCUGCCUUGCAAGUGCCUGCAGAGAUGGAGAGGAAUCUGCUACAGGAGGACAGAGAGCAGACAGAGAAAUCUCAUGAUACUCAAAUAAAGAGAACUGGUCCAGUGAAGAGGAUGGUUGGCACAAGAGAUAAAGCAGGAACGACAACACCCACACCCCAAGAAUCCACAGCCUCAACAGACAGAGAAGCUACAAGGGCUUCUGGCACCUCAUCAGAUGCUAAAUCAAGCCAAUCAGAACAUGAGGAAGAAGCAGAAAAUGUUACAAUCCAUGAUGGUUAUGCCAUUCCACCAGGGGCUUUUGAAGGCUAUGAGGAGAUGGAAGGGGAGCUUGGAGUGCCAGCAGACACCAACACACGUUUCCAGUACAAGAUGGCACAGGCAAUGAGACGACAGCUUGAAGCAGAGAAAGAGCGGUGGAUAAGGCAGAGACUGGUGGACUUCUCAGUCAACAUUCCAAAGAAAGCAGAUGCAAGUGUUGAUGUUCAGAGGUCGUUUGAGUCAGUACAUUCUGCUGAAGCCUCCUCAUCUGUCACAAGAAAUGCAGGUGUAGAUCCUGUUCGGGAGGCGUUCGCUGAAUUCAGCAGCAAAAGACAGGGAGUUGCUGUGCCCCCAGAUAUUUAUAUGGGACUUCGUUUUGUUGACGGUCACCAUGAAGCUUCUAGUAUGGCAGAUGGUGUGCCUAAGGGCCGUGCUUUCUUAAAUGUGGUUGAUGUUCGUGCAUCAUCAAUCUUGCGUGACAUACCAGAACGAGACCAGGCUGGACUAGUGUCUGACACUGGUCAUAUCACAUCUGACGCUAUAGGGUCAGCUGAGGCAAGCUUGAGAGCACAACUAGAGCCAGAAAAGCGCAGACAUCAUGAUGGUGUGACAGUCAGAAUGUUUGAACGCCACACUGCAGGCGAUGACAGGGUUUCAGUGGCAUUGCUGCCGCGGUCUAGUGUGCGAGAAUCCAAGACAUCCCUUGUGCAGCAGCUACGAACUAUGAACGAUCAGAUUGCAGCUGUUGAAGAAAUGUCACAGAACAUAGAAAAGGAUUUCCGUAACUCAAAGAUGAUCUUGGAGACUCUGCAAACAAUAAAUGAGUCCUAUCAGUCUGUUGACAUUUCCCAUACUCUCAAAGACGGUGCAAAGAUAGAUCAGACUGAUGCAAUGGAAGAAGGUCGUUCAUCAAAGACUCCCGCUGCCAAAAUAUCAGGCGGUUCACCUCUCAUCAGUGCUAGAAUGACUAGCAGGUCUCAAACUUCUGUCCACUCCAAGAAGUCUGACAUUUCCCACAGUGGUGGCAUGAGUCACUUGUCCAAUGCCAGUGGUAUGACUGACAUCAGUGACAUCAUUGGAGAGGUGCUUGCAGAAGGAGGGGUAGACCUGCAGGCAGCAGGACUCACCCAAGAAGAGGCUGAGAUGUUGGCAAAGCGUGCACAAAGGAAACACCGGUCAAAGUCACCGAAGACAAGUCUGGAGGAGCUAAAAACACACGUCACAACAAGAGAUCGCAAAGAUCUGGGAAACCUUUCAGAGUGGCGACGUGAAGAGAUUCAUCAGUGGAUGGCUGACAAGUAUGCUAAACGUCAAAGUGAAUAUAUCAAAUAUCGAACAUCCUUGAAAGAGCAAGAAGUCAGGCCAUAUCGAUCUCCAGAAAAAACUCAAGUUGGAAGUCGAUCACUGCGUACCUUGGAGCAGGAGCGGCAGCAGAAGAGAAUGAUGAAGGAAAAACAAGACAUCCAUCGUCGUAUUUUGGAUGCUGAGUAUCUAAUUGGCAGUGCCAUGACUGAUGCAGCUCUCGUCUUGUCCAAACUUUCACGUUCCAGAUCUCAUUCUCCAAAAUCACGGUCUCGUUCCCAAUCUGCCUCACCAUCACGGUCCAGAUCACCUGCCCAGAUGAGGUUAUUGUCAGGUUCUCAUUUAAGACCUCAACAAAAUGAGUCAGCAGCCUCUGCAUGGGCAAUGUCUGAUCAGAGAGGAAGAUCAAGAACAAGACCCACCUUGGAUCAAACAUAUCGAGUAUCUUCGCACCGAAGGGCAUUCACACAGCAGCUUCAGCCAAAGCCUGUGCUGGAGGAAACAGAGUUUGAGGAUGCAGAUGAGCAGGCAGCCUACUCAAAGAGAGAUCUGACAUCUUAUGUGCAGGCUAUGGAAGAUUUGGAAAACAAUAUAGAUGUCAUGCAAGGCAAGGAGAAUACAAAAAUCAAAGCGGAUCAACCAUCAGCGAAGCCAGUCAAGGUUUACAAACCCAAGUCGUUUCAAGAGAUGGUACGACUGCAGAGGCCAGAGAUUACAAGGAUGCAACAACCUACACAGCCUCCACCUGAAAAGUACAUACAUCAGGUUCUAGCAGAGAAGGCUGCACAAAGAGCACAGUCAGCCCGCAUGGAGAAAUCAAGAGAAACAGCAAUCAGAGAACCACAGAGACCAAAGACAGCUGAUGGCAUCACAAAGGCUGCAAUAUCUAAGGCUGCAACACCACGGCAAGUGAAAAGUUACACUGAGCGACUUCAAGAAAUGAAGCUUAAACAGCGCUAUGCUACUCCCAUUAUUCCCAGACGGCACGUCCCUGAGUCUGUGUCUUCUCAGUCUGCACGGUCAUCCACGCGCAUUCCGCGACGUCGAACUGGCCCACCACACAAACCAAUGACUUAUGUGGAACAGCUGAAAAAGCUAAAUGCUGCUGCGGCUACCACUAAGAGACCUGGUCAGAAACGUGGGACAACAAACUAUUCCAAGACAUUACUGCCUUCGCGCACUGCUCCUCAUAAGCCCAAGACCUAUACACAGCAGCUUAAAGAACUGAAUGCACCAUUCAAAAGAACUUUCCGCUCAACAGCUCGGGCGCCAUCAGCAUCAAGCUCUUCACGUGCAAGACCGUAUGGUGAUCCAUAUCGUGUGGCUAGCGAGAGUCUCUCUGUACUUAGUGACUGGAGUGUUGAUGAGAAUAUCCGCAGACUUAUCUAUGAUGAUUCACAAAACUCUGUGGGCUAUUCAGUAGACGAACUAAACAGUGUUCCAGCUUCUGCACGCAACUUAGCAAUGGCACCCUCGGAGGCAGGGGCCUCUGAUUACUAUGAUGUCAUCAUGGGCGGAAGUGAGCCUGACCUUCUCUUGGACUACCGUGACUCAGUGGACAUCAGCGAGCUGGAGAGGAUUGCAGAAGUCAUGUCCGUGGGCAGUGGGAGUGUUCUCAGCGUCGUUGACUGGGAGGCUGUGGACAAAUUAAUUGAAGAUGUCUGAACUGUAUCAGAAAACGGUCAGAAAAUUUUGUUAAGAUUUACAAGAUUAAAUGCUUGUAGAAGACAGAUUGUGUAUACAUAUAAAUGCGCAUGAAGACCUGGUUAACACUAAAUCCUUUGAAAGGUGGACUUUUUCAAAAUGUUUUGUCUCAAGAUUUGAUUUUGAGAUUUGUUUGUGAUUUAAAAUCAAGGUUCUGACAUUGAAUGUUUUAGGAUGCUUCAGCUUUAUUUACCUACUUAUUUCUUUCAUCUUCAUUUGCUUUCUCAGGCCAUGGGGCAGCCUUUAGUAUCCACUUCUUACUCCUCUCUCCACCCCUUGUCUCAUUUCCAGUUAUUUUUUAAGGUAAUAUUUUUUAUAGAUGCAUGGAGUAUUUGCUUUGGGAAGCAUCCAUAAAGUACAUGUAAACCUUAGUACUUUGCCUGAUUGUUGCUGUUAAAACAGGGAAAACAUUUUUGUUUGUCUUUAAAAAUGGGUGUUAAUUGCUUUACAAGGUGUAACAAAGUAACCUUAUUUUAAUUUUUUAGCACAUUAUUGACCCUGUCUCAUAAAAGUAAUUAGUGACAAGUGAAUUUCCAGGUUUCAGUGGGCUAAUGUUUUCUGUCAUUUUAGUGUGUUCCUAAUUAUUUCUUAUAAACAUCAAAAUAUUGUAAAUAAAUAUGUAAUAGUUUAAAUAUUAACAGAAGCUUACAUUUCCUGCCGUCCACAGAUGAUGUACAUCAAAUGUAAUUAGAUUGAAUAACUGUUAUUGCUUCCAAAAAAUGGUUGAUUUUUGAAAGUCAGUUUUGUUACAAAUAUGUAUUACAUGUGUGUACUUGA